Sciurus carolinensis (gray squirrel) is the source of this 1647-nucleotide messenger RNA. RefSeq names its product coenzyme Q10B (gene Coq10b). Bases 48 to 770 code for a protein of 240 amino acids. The transcript has 5 exons. Gene Ontology annotation, molecular function: ubiquinone binding. Gene Ontology annotation, biological process: ubiquinone biosynthetic process; cellular respiration. Lineage: Eukaryota; Metazoa; Chordata; Mammalia; Rodentia; Sciuridae. Gene Ontology annotation, cellular component: mitochondrion. The record is from RefSeq and is a predicted model, not a curated record.
CUGCGGACCUAGUCCGGGUGUUUGCGACCGGCUUCAGAGAGAUAAUCAUGGCAGCUCGCACCGGUCAGAGGGCCCUGGCGAGGAUGGUCUCGGGGUGCCGCCCCGGGUUGGCGACAGCAGCCGCGGUUCCGGCGCAAAGGUCUGCGCGGAAUGUCAGAUAUUUGGCUUCCUGUGGUAUACUGAUGAGCAGAACUCUUCCACUACAUAACUCUGUUUUGCCUAAGGAGAUAUAUUCAAGAACUUUCUUCAAAAUCGCUUCACCUUUAAUAAACAAAAGAAAAGAAUAUUCAGAGAGAAGAAUUAUAGGAUAUUCAAUGCAGGAAAUGUAUGAUGUAGUAUCAGAAAUGGAGAAUUACAAGCAUUUCGUUCCUUGGUGCAAAAAAUCAGAUAUAAUAUCAAAGAGAUCUGGAUAUUGUAAAACACGAUUAGAGAUUGGAUUUCCACCUGUGCUGGAGCGAUAUACAUCAGUAGUAACCUUGGUGAAACCACAUUUGGUAAAGGCAUCCUGUACUGAUGGGAGACUUUUCAAUCAUUUGGAGACCAUUUGGCGUUUUAGCCCGGGUCUUCCUGGCUACCCAAGAACUUGUACCUUGGAUUUUUCAAUUUCUUUUGAAUUCCGCUCCCUUCUACACUCGCAACUUGCUACACUGUUUUUCGAUGAAGUUGUGAAACAGAUGGUAGCUGCCUUUGAAAGAAGAGCAUGUAAGCUGUAUGGUCCAGAAACAAGUAUACCUCGGGAAUUAAUGCUUCAUGAAGUUCAUCACACGUAAAGGAAAAAAAGAACUGGUGUCACCUUCAUUUAAUUUUAGUUCACUUUUAGGAGCUCCAUUGAAAAUUUGCACAUAGAAUAUGGACCCACUUGUACAUAGAAUUAUUUCUUCAAUCAAGUAUAAUUCAAAGUAAUGCGUACCUCAACAGGUUCUACAUUUAUGAUAAUGGGAUAUCAUCACUAUUGCCAGAAUAUUGACAUUAUUCUUCUGUACAGAAGUUGAAACUGUAAAUUCAAUUUUUUAAAUUAUCACCUUACCUGAAAGAGGUUAGUUGAGAUACUCCCUCAGUGGAGCAUCUCCAUAUAUAUUAAUCAUAUCAUGUUUAAGUUAUUACAUUCAGAGUAUUUGUAACUUAUUGCUAUAGGGCCUGCCAUAUGGCCUAGAAUAUUUGAGUAAUCAUCAUCCAUUUAAAGUAAAACCUUUGAUUUAAAAUUCUGUUAAUGAAGGUUCCCACUUCACUUUUUGGCACUUUUGGUAAUUUUAAAUUGUUCUUGUGGUUAGUAGUAGCUAAUUCACUGUUAUAGUGAGGUUAGCCCCCAGGUAAAUACUGAGGGUGUUUGUUUGAUUUGGUGUUUUGUUUUGUUUUGUUUUUGGUGAGUGGUCCAGAGCUUUAUGGUACUUUUCCAGUAGUUUGCAGCCUUCUCCCAGGUUCUCUGGCUGCUCUUUCAGUAUUGCUAAUCACGCGUCAAAUUUUGUCUACCAGAGUAAGCAACAGAUGAAAUAAGUUGGUUGAUAUAUCUCCAGCACUAUGCAUCCCUAUUUUCUAUUUAUUGUGUGUACUCACUUUCAGUAAUAUAGUCCAAACAUAUUUUUUUAAAUAAAUGAAUAUAAGGACUGAAGUAGUAACUUAAUAAAGUUAAUUUGUCUAUUUUUUGUA